This is a messenger RNA of Orbicella faveolata, 1605 nucleotides long. Its product is annotated as YY1-associated factor 2-like. Gene Ontology annotation, biological process: positive regulation of DNA-templated transcription. The record is from RefSeq and is a predicted model, not a curated record. Gene Ontology annotation, molecular function: DNA binding; transcription coregulator activity. Gene Ontology annotation, cellular component: nucleus. Lineage: Eukaryota; Metazoa; Cnidaria; Anthozoa; Scleractinia; Merulinidae.
GCAAAUACCGGAAAUUUUGCAAAAUCUCAUUAACAUUUUCAGAAAAAAGGGCCAAUAACAAGCCCGUGUCACUGGCCUUGUACGAUCUUCGGGCGUGAUCAUAAGGUUUCUUCAUCAGGAUCUUGUCCCAGUCUUUAAGUUUUUAAGAUUUAAAUGUGAAAGGAUAAAAGAAACGAAAUAAAAUGCAUGUGUGAUUGUAAAAAAAUAGUGGAUUGCAUUAUUUACGUCAUGUAUGGGGACAAGGAGUCGAUGAUGAGGACACGCACUGUCCCUGUUUCACUGCUGUACGAUUUACCAUGCACAAUGCAUCAGAUACAUGCAUCAUGCAGGUACACACACGUUUGAUCAUGUGAGCCUGAUAUGGUCCCGUUUUAGGAUGGCUCGUAGAAACAGCCCCCUUUUCCUUGCUGGUCUGCCUUCGACAUCUCUAUCUUUCUCUCCCUUUCACGAAUCUGUUUUUUUUGUUUGUUUUUUUUUACUUAGAGGCUGUUGUUUAACUUUCAAAUAGCGCUCCAGGGCUUUUGAUAUUAAAACAGGUUGCUCCAGACAAAGAAAUUCCAGGUGUUUCCAAAAAAACUCGCGGGAAACCAGACAGAACGGAAGUCACGCUUUCAACAACCAUAUUAGGCAGGGCAUUGUUCCACAGGUUCCGCCGGCGACUCUGUGAUGUGAUUGGCUCUUGCCCAUAAGCCGUGCCUGUAUACAAACGAGGACACAGGAACAGAGAAGUCGAAAAUUUGCAGGGAAAAAUAAGGAAUAUUUGUUUAUACUGGAGCCUAUUUACCGCGUAGUAUGGAAGAGAAGGUGGAGAAAAAAAGCCCCAUCAAAAUACGUAAGGUGUUGAGGCCAAGUACGGAUGAGAAUUACUGGGAUUGCAGUGUUUGCACGUACAGAAAUGGCGCAGAAGCCUUUAAAUGUGCUAUGUGCGAUGUAAGAAAAGGAACCUCUACAAGGAAACCCAAACUUAAUUCUCAGUUAGUUGCUCAGCAAGUUGCCCAGCAGUUUGUUACGUCACCACCCCCCUUAAAAAAGGCAGUAGGAAAAAGACCUUUCAAAAAAAUGAGGCCGCGACUCAAAAAUGUUGACAGAAGCAGUGCACAGCAUAUGGCUGUCACCGUAGGAAAUAUAACUGUGAUAAUAACAGAUUAUAAACUUUUAAAACCAGAGAAUUCACCUUCUGUAACACCAGACAGGAAUUCACCCGGACCGCUGUCAGAAGACAAUACAGAUCCCGGGCCAUCUCUUGGCUCUGAAUAUACUAGUAAUGGAGUUAAUAAUCAGGAAGAUAGUUCAUGACAUAUAGUAUAUUAAUAUAAUUUGCUAAGAUAAUAGGACCAUUUUGCAAUUUUCCAGGUGUAGUUUUCAAGAUUAUGUACGGUCACAAGUAACUUUUUGAGGCAUGUCAUUUAGUAAGCUGGGAAAAUAUCAACCCAGCUGUAAGCUUGAUUAUCCUAGCUGAAAAAGACAUGUACUUUCUUUCUUCCUUAACCCUCCCAUUUGAAAGAGUGCCAAGUUCAAAGUUAGUAAAAUAUUAAAUUUCUUUUUGUAUUAUUUUGAAAAACAUUGUGCAGUAGAACUUCUUAACACCUUUCAUUUUGAUGGUUG